GUACUCUUAUCUCUCAAAGGCUCAUUGUUUUCUUCGCCGCGGAAAAUGGAUGCGAGCAACUUAUGGGACAAAUGGGUUGGAGAAGCGCUUUCGAAGCUCGAAUCUUUGAAACUGCUUCGAUCUUUAAGACCCCUUUAUCCUUCUUACGAACAAACGGAAGUGAUCAAUGCAGGAAUUUCCAGUGAAGACGAGUACGAGUUGUUCGGUGAAAUGCAUCCAUGGGAUCGUUCCUCUGUUAAAGUCUCUAUUUCUGAAUCCACUUACCGUAAAUGGCUUCUCGAGAUUCCAAGUUCUGGAGAUGACAUUGUUCAUGGAGAAAUCUUAUCUGAUGAUAAUUUUGGCACUCUUCAACAGCAAUUCAAGCAGUUACUUUUAUUUUCUGGAAAUGAUUAUUUGGGCUUGAGUUCUCAUCCAGCGGUUCGAAAAGCAGCUGCAAAGGCAGCACAAGAGUAUGGAAUGGGCCCAAGGGGCUCUCCCUUAAUCUGCGGAUACACUUACCACCAUAGAUUACUGGAGUCGAGCUUGGCAAGUUUAAAGAAUAAGGAGGACUGUCUUCUUUGCCCUACAGGGUUUUCAGCCAAUAUGGCAUUGAUGGUAGCACUUGGAAACAUUGCUUUGCUCCUUGCCGCAGGGAAUAAGCCUUUGAAGGAUGAAAAAAUUGCCAUUUUUUCUGAUGAACUAAACCAUGCAUCAAUAAUUGAUGGUAUUCGUCUUGCUGAAAGACAAGGAAGUGUAGAAUUCUUUGUAUAUAAACACUGUGACAUGUCCCAUCUCAGCGAACUGUUAUCAAGUUGCAAAAUGAAGCGAAAGGUGGUUGUGACUGAUAGCUUGUUUAGCAUGGAUGGAGACUUUGCACCAAUGCUGGAGCUUGUAGAGCUACGGCGAAAGCAUAAUUUGUUGUUAGUCAUUGAUGAUGCACAUGGAACAUUUGUUUGUGGCAAGAGUGGUGGAGGAGUGGCAGAGGAAUUUGAUUGUGAAAGAGAUGUUGAUAUAUGCAUUGGAACUUUGAGCAAGGCAGCUGGUUGCCAUGGUGGAUUUAUUGUCUGCAGCAAAAGGUGGAAACAACUUAUCCAAUCAAGAGGCCGUUCUUUCAUAUUUUCUACUGCAACACCGGUUCCUAUAGCUGCUGCUGCACAUGCUGCUGUUAUUGUGGCUAAAAGAGAAAGGUGGCGUAGAAGAGAACUUUGGAACCGGGUGCAGGAUUUUCGUAAUUUGACUGGAAUUGCUAUUUCCAGUCAGAUAAUCUCUCUUAUUGUAGGAAGUGAAGAGAAAGCCUUGAAAGCUAGCAGGCAAUUGCUGAAAUCAGGCUUCCAUGUGACUGCAAUCAGACCACCAACAGUGCCCCCCAACUCUUGCAGGCUGCGAAUCACUUUGAGUGCAGCACAUACGACUGAUGAUUUGAAGAAGCUCACAUCUGCACUCUCCAGUUACAUCAACUUUCAAGAUAUUGACAGUACUAAUCUUGUCAUACAUUCUAAGCUAUAGGAUCAGAUAAAUUUUAAGGAUUACAAAGGUUUAGUAUUUGUCUUUAUUUAAGAGAAUGGGUAAGGUGCAUCUUUAAGGACAGUCAUCUUCUAGGUUCACAUUCAUGUUCAUGAAGAUAAAUUGAUAUUCAGUUAGUAUUUAAUUAGACAGGUAAAGUAAGUUAUAGCUCGCUGUUGAUUGUGCACCUUAUUGAGGUUUAAUACAAGCAUGCUUAUGUUAUAUGAUGAGAUUUAUCACUAUUUGAAAACAUCGAUGAACAUGUUCUGCACGUAAUGCUGCCAUUAGACCUA
Molecule: messenger RNA, 1775 nt
Organism: Hibiscus syriacus
Lineage: Eukaryota; Viridiplantae; Streptophyta; Magnoliopsida; Malvales; Malvaceae
Product: 8-amino-7-oxononanoate synthase
Exons: 11
Coding region: 46-1485 (479 amino acids)
Biological process (GO): biosynthetic process
Molecular function (GO): pyridoxal phosphate binding
Source: RefSeq, a predicted model, not a curated record